Messenger RNA from Rhagoletis zephyria (snowberry fruit fly), 1797 nucleotides. The record is from RefSeq and is a predicted model, not a curated record. Lineage: Eukaryota; Metazoa; Arthropoda; Insecta; Diptera; Tephritidae.
AUGUACUGCAAACACUCACACACAUCAACAGCUGCCUUCGACGCACUGCGAGCCAGCUUCGAAGCACUGAACGACAAAGUGCCCGACGUCAACGACGCUGACAUUCACUUUCUCAAAGGACUCAUUGAGUCGCCUGUCGUCCAAAAUCUCCUCAAAGUCCAGGAGAAACUCGAGCUCACCUCUGCCGCUGACCUGUUGAAUAAUGCCCCAGAGUGCACCGAGCUUUUAGACUACAACUUUAGUGAAGUGCUGAGUGAGGUGCAGUCAGUGUGCCAGAAGAUGUCCGCUCGCAACCAGGACGCUCGUUCGUUGUCGAAGAUACUGGAGAAUCCGCAUUUGGAGGCACUGGUGGAGGCGCACAACAACGUCGCCCACGGCAACUACAGCGAGGCCCGACUGGAGGAGUCCUAUGAGAUGGACAUGAUCAACAACGGAGGUCCCGAUGAGAUGCGCAAUCUCACGCCCAGUGCCAUUCGAAUGGUCGGCAUCAGAAAGUCGAGCAAUGAACCACUGGGCAUGACGGUCAAAGUGGAAGACGGUCUGGUGGUCAUUGCGCGCAUCUUUGCCGGAGGACUUAUUGACAAACAAGGCCUCCUUCACGUCGGCGACAUUAUCCUCGAGGUGAACGGACAGGAGAUCAGUUCACCAGAGCAGCUACAGGAUCAGCUGAAGAGGUCAACGGAAAGUGUGACUUUCAAGAUAUCGCCCUCUUCACGAGACACCUUUCCAGCUACGCCCUGCUACAUGCGAGCUCUCUACAACUACGAUCCGAGCGCAGACAAACUGCUGCCCUGCAAAGAAGUGGGCGUGGAGUUCAAGCAGGGCGACAUUCUCGAGGUGCUUAACCAGGAGGACCCCAACUGGUGGCAGGCUCGUCGAAUUGACUCGGUGAGCACUCGAGCGGGACUGAUUCCUUCGCAGGAGCUGGAGGAACGACGCCGGGCUUUUGUCCGCCCUGAGUUUGACUACGCUACAAAGACGAGCAUUUGCGGCACUAAGAUUACCAAAAAGAAGAAAAAGGAAAUGUACCACCUCCAGGCGAAUCACGAGUUUGACAAGGCCGAGCUGGCCCUCUACGAAGAGGUUUGUCGUGCGCCGCCCUUUGAACGAAAGACGCUCUUUCUCGUCGGCGCCCAGGGAGUCGGUCGAAGCACACUGAAGAACCGAAUUGUCAACUACGACCCAGAGCGAUUCGAAAUACCUCUGCCACACACCUCGCGCCCAAUUCGAGUGGGUGAAAUCGACGGGAAGCAGUAUUACUUUGUGUCUCGAGAGCAGAUGGAGCGAGAAAUAACCGAGGGCAAGUACCUCGAGUACGGCGAGUACCAGGACCACCUGUACGGCACCAAACUGGACACCAUCAGAGAAGUCAUUCGAUCGGGGAAAAUGUGCGUCAUUGACUGCAAUCCACAGUGCCUGAAAAUGCUAAAGAACGCCGAGUUCAUGCCUUACGUAGUGUGCAUUGCCGCUCCCCCACUGGACCAGCUUCGGUACAUCAACGAGGUCAAUAAGAAUAACACAUACGGCUCCCGAACCUACUAUACGUUUGACCGAGCAGUCGGCCGUUCUCGACGUGCUCGCACCAUGCAAAGCCUGGCAGAGUUCUACGAGGAUGAGGACUUGCAGGCCUCCAUUGAUGAGAGUGCCCGUAUCCAGCGUGCCUACGAGAAGUACUUUGACCUGACCAUCGUCAACAGCAACUACGACAAAACAUUUGAAAUACUGCGCGAUGCAGUCGAUGCACUGUCCAUUGAACACCAGUGGGUGCCCAUCAACUGGAUCUACAACAGCGAUUGA